AUGACCGAUGAGAUUGUUAAAAAGAAGAAGAAAUCGGUGAAAUUCGCCGAAGAGCCGAAAAAAGAAGGAGAUGCAACUUUUCCGUCGAAAAAACAGGUAAGUAAAAGCUUUCACACCCAAAAAAUAAUUGUAUGAUUUGUAGGCCAAAAAAGUUGUGGUGACAGAAGAAGCUCCGGUUCAACCAAAGAAGAGAAAACAAAAACAAAGAAAAACUAAUUCCGAGUAUGUUUUCUUCAAAUAAAAUGUGCUAAGUAUUUCAAAAUACAUUUUCAGAAAACGUAUGAAAUUGAUGGAAAGUUUGGUUGGUCCGAAUGUAGAGAAAGUUGAAUUUGAAGCGGAAAAUAAAACAUUUGCUGACUUUGGUUUGGAUGAGCGUAUUUUGAAGAGUAUUGGAGAACUUGGUUGGGAGAAAACUACACAAGUUCAAGAAUCGAUUAUUGCGUUAGCUCUUGAAAACAAAAAUAUUAUGGGUCGAGCAAGAACUGGAAGUGGAAAAACUGGAGCUUUUUUAAUUCCACUUGUUCAAAAAUUGAUCAAUGAUUCACAAUUCAAUGAUGGAACAGUUGGACCAAGUGCAGUUAUUAUUGCACCAACAAAAGAACUCAUCACACAAAUUUACCAACUUUUCCAACGUUUGAUCAAACCUCUUCCAUUUUUACAAGCUAUCAAUUUGUGUGAUGUGAAUGAAGAAGAACCUUCGGUUUGGAUUGAAGAUCGUUCACAUUUCGUUGUUACAACACCAGGAAAACUUCUUAAAAUGAUUUCACUUCGACCAGAAUAUUGUUCACAAAUAAAAUAUGUGGUAAUGGAUGAAGCUGAUUUAUUGAUGUCUUUCGGUUAUGAACAAGAAAUGAUGUAAGUUUUUUUCUAUUUUAAAAAUCCUCGUAAUAUUUAUAUUUUUCAGCCAAAUCCGUGCCAAACUUCCAACAUUUUAUCAAUGUAUUAUGACAUCAGCUACUUUGAAAGAUGAUAUGACAACACUUAAAAAGUUGUACAUGACAGGUCCAGUUGUUACAAUUAAACUGACAGAAGGAGAUCUUCCAAAUGCUGAUCAAUUAACUCAAUAUCAAUUGACUUGUCAAAGUGACGAAGAAAGAUUUGCCAUUCUUAUCGCAUUGUUCAAACUCAAGUUAAUUGUUGGAAGAUCUAUCAUUUUUGUCAAUACAAUUGAUCGAUGUUAUAAGUAAGUGAACAAAUUGUAUCGACCAAAUAUUAUAAUUUUGAAUAAUUUCAGAUUGAUGUUGAUUCUACGUGUAUUUGGUUUGAAAUCCUCGAUUCUGAAUUCAACAAUGCCAGCAAAUAGUCGUUGUCACGUGAUUAAUCAAUUUAAUGAUGGACAUUAUCAAAUUGUUAUUGCAUCUGAUGUUUCUGAUGCAGAUGGUUCAAAAUUGGUUGAAGCUGCUACAGCUGAAAAAUCGGAAGAAGGAACAUCUAAAAAGGGAAAGAAAAAUACACAAUUAGAUAAAGAAUCUGGUGUUUCUCGAGGAAUUGAUUUUCAUCAUGUUAGCAAUGUUGUUAAUUUUGAUUUCCCAGAAACAACUGAUGGAUAUAUUCAUCGUGUUGGAAGGUAAUAUUUUCAAAUUUUUACAAGAACUUAUUGGCAACAUUUUCAGAACUGCUCGUGGUUUCAACAAAGGAACUGCUCUUUCAUUCUGCACACCACCAGAAUUACCAUUUUUGGAAAAGAUUCAAGAAGAAGUUAAUGAUCAAAUGGGUCGAAAAGUGCUACAACCAUACGAGUUUCGUAUCAAAGAACUUGACACUUUCCUUUUGAGAACAAGAGAAGCAUUGUCGAAAUGUACCAAGGGAACAAUUAAAAAGGCGCGACUGAAGGAAAUUCGACAAGAAUUAAUGAGAUCUGCUAAUUUGCAAUCAUUCUUUGCUAAAAAUGAGAGGGAGAAACUUUUGAUGCAAACAGAUUGUCAUCCAGUUAUGUUGAAAUUAAAUUCUCCUGCGAUCGCUGAUGUUACUCCAUAUAUGGGUAUGUUGUUUUUCAACAAAUCAUAAUUAAUUUCAUUUCAUUUUUUUCAGUUCCGGAAGCAUUGCGCGGAAUGGAUUUCUCGGCUCCAAAUCGAAAUCGUCGUUAUAAACCUGGCCAAAAACAUCGCCAAAAACUCAAAGAUAAGUUCAAUCGCAAAAAGAAAGAUCCACUCAAAACGUUCAAAAUUUAG
Caenorhabditis angaria is the source of this 2171-nucleotide messenger RNA. Lineage: Eukaryota; Metazoa; Nematoda; Chromadorea; Rhabditida; Rhabditidae. The record is from the annotation of a GenBank genome assembly.